Molecule: messenger RNA, 1095 nt
Organism: Rhagoletis zephyria (snowberry fruit fly)
Lineage: Eukaryota; Metazoa; Arthropoda; Insecta; Diptera; Tephritidae
Source: RefSeq, a predicted model, not a curated record
UAUAAAACUUUAGUCGCUAAAGUUUAGCUUUUAACCUAUAUUGUAACGAGAACACCAUCGCUUUAUGGCCAUGAAAUGUGUAUUCCGCAAUAUUAUUUUUUUCGAUCACCUUGGUUUUUUUUUAUUUUGUUGACCAAAGUGUUCGUUCUUAUUUAUUUAAUUUCCAUGGUUAUAUUUAUUUAUUGCUUAGUAAGCAAAGGCAUUUAUUGUCAACAAACCAGAUCCAAUUUUAAACUCAAUAAUUAUUUUUUUGUUUAUAAUCCAUAUUUUUUAUAUAAAUUCUAAUAACGGAAGUUAAAAAAAUAAAUGGCGUGCACUACUAACAUAAAGCCAAAAAUUAAAGUACGCGUGCGGAAUGUCUGGUAUGAACCAGAUUUGUCUCCCGAGGGCAUUUAUCUUUGUCCCAUGCCUCAGCCACCGCCAGUGCCAAAAGGUGUAUUAUGGUUUACAAACUUGAAGCCACACGAAAGACUAUUCUAUCAUCAGACCUUGAAUUCCGUGCGAAAAAGUAAACGUUUCAUUGCAACACCAGAAAUACCACGCGAUUCAUUGGAUUUCCAGUUGCAAGCGCGUUACGAUCAUUCCCGUGAAGUAUUUCCUGAGCGUGUAGAUACAUUGUUGCAGCGAGAAACAUGUCCUUACGAAAGGAUUGAAGGCUGUGGACCUGAUAGUAUAGUCGAACUGGCAACCUUUCGUGUGUUAAAAAAUGUUAAGGCAGUGGAGUUGCCUUCAAGUGACCAGCAAGAUCAUCCUUUUAUACCUUUUGGUGGUAUAAAAGAGAAGAUUUCACCACAUAGUGUUAAAUUGAUCAAUAGUGGCGUGCAUACUCAACUGGUGAACAACGGAUUUUCAAGACAGACUGGAGAUGGAAAUUUCUUUCGUUAUUAGCAAUUAUCAUUACUGUAUCAUGUACCAUGGACGUAUUAAAGAGUUUAUUAAGGUAAUGCAAAUAGAUUUCACCUUCUUGUAGUUCUAAAGAUGGCCACAUUGUAAUUAAAAUUCAAAUACAGAAGCUAUCCAAGUUAACCUACAAUAUUUUUUAUUGUAUUUCCGAUCAAUAAAAAUAUAACUAAAUAAAUCAAAUGUCGGAUCAUG